CGAGUACAUUUAUUCGAUUGCUUAAAUGUUCGAAUAUUUCGAUACUUUUCAUUUGAAUGCGCCCACAAUUUCGCACUGCUUUUACCUGUUGAUACGCGUUAAGUGGAUACUCAGAAGGAAUUAAAAUAAUGAGUUAGUAGAGCAUUGUGCUAAAAUGCUAUUAUGUUUAAAAUUAUUAUGACCUUAUGGAAGAUAGUGCAAAGACAUACUUACGAUUUAUUGUCACAUAAAUAUUCUGUGAUCAUUAUCUUAAUAACUUUCAGUACCAUAUUACUUUCCGUCAUUCAGUUUGGGGAGGUUUGGAUGACAUGGAGUCAAGAGAAUUAUAAAGCAAUCUUUAAUUCAUUCAGUGAUAACAUUGUGGGAAAGUCAUUACAGAGUAAACUGUGUCAGAAUGUACCAAUUGAUGCAGUGUAUACAUGGGUAAAUGGGUCAGAUCCUGUUCUCCAACAACAUCUCCAGCAGUAUCAUCUACAGCUUCAAGAAGAAGCCUCAAAAGAAUGCCCAUAUGCAGAUUGUGUGCCUUCACACAUAAUUAUAUUCAGGCAUUGGCUGUCAGAUGAAACAGUUUCACAUGUCUUAUUGCUUCCGAACAUCAGAGGAACAAAUGCUUCACUGAAGCAUAGAAUGAUAAUCGGGAGCAACAACUGGACUCUUAUUGAGUUGAACUCACCAGAUGAAGCUGCAGAAGUUGUGAAACUGAUGUUACAGUCUAAUGUUACCCUACUUCAUGCUCACUGGACCUCAGAUAGCACAGUCUCUAAAACAAAUGAAGAUUUUAACACUGUACUUAUUAGUGGAAUACCCAGCACUCUGCUCGAAGAGAGAAGGAGUAUUUUGCAUGCUGACCUGAAAAAACAUAUGCAGUCAAAUAUAGAACAUCUUUGGGUGUAUUCUGAGAAAAGACUGGUAGUGGUUAAAGUGGACACAGCAGAAACUGUCAACAGAAUUGUACAGUUGACAAACAGAAUGACCAUAGGUGGAAGUGUGGUGAAUAUAAGUAAAGCAUACCUUAUUUUGGAACUACCUCUAACAGAUAACAGUAAGGACUUCUCUCCAUCACGCUUUGAGGACAAAGAGGAACUACGUUACUCAUUACGAUCGCUUGAAAGAUUUGCUCCAUGGGUCCGGCAUGUUUACCUUGUGACAAAUGGCCAGAUACCAUAUUGGCUAGAUCUGGAAAACCCCCGAUUAACUAUUGUCACUCAUGAUCAGAUCUUCCCUAAUCUGUCUCAUCUUCCAACAUUCAGCAGUCCUGCUAUAGAAAGUCAUAUACACAGGAUCCCUGGUCUUUCUCGUAAAUUCCUUUAUCUAAAUGAUGAUGUCAUGUUUGGGAAAGAAGUUUGGCCAGAUGAUUUUAUUACUAAUUCUAAUGGUCAGAAGGUGUAUCUCUCGUGGCCAGUCCCAGACUGCUCAGACAGCUGUCCUUGGUCCUGGGUGGCUGACGGUUCUUGUGAUGUGACCUGCAAUAUAUCCGAGUGUUCCUUUGAUGGUGGAGAUUGUGGCCUAAGUACUGAAGAUGAUAUUGGUAUCUAUGAUGAGAACCAACGUUUUGCUAACUAUGAUGAUGAUAUUAAUUCUUACAAUGAAAAUCAGCAUGAAUCUGUUAAAGAAAACUUGUUUUUCAACAUGAAUUUUGGUGGAGACAUAGCUUUGAAUGAUCUACCGGAUCCUGGGAAGAGGAUGCAUAGUCUUUUAGAUACAUUAACUAAAAAGAAUAUUAAGAAAGAUCAUCUUAAAGGAAAUCUCUCACACUUUACAGUAGACACAUAUCCACAUGAAGACAUUAAAUUUGCUUCAGAAAGGACAGCCAAUCAAGACACAAGAAAUACUAAUCCUCAACCAUAUAAAGGAAUGUAUGGAAGUGAAAGAAAUAAUACGCUGUAUUUGCAGAGAAUUGUCCAGGUUCAGCAAAAAAGGAACUAUAAUACAAACUCAGGCAAGACUUUCAUUAUACCUGGGUCAUCACUCAUAUUUCAGCAGAAGCAUAAUCAAGACAAAGACAACAACUUGCAAGUUAGAACAAGAAUGGUAAAUAAUAACAAUGGUACUAGCUUUCAACAUAAUAAUUUUGGUAAUAAUGGCACUGACUUACAUAAGAAUCACAUAAGUGAUGGAGAAAUGCAUGGAUGGUUUUAUCCAAGACUUUUAAAACAAAAUACAGGUAAUUUGAAAGAAAGUGAGUUAAAAAGUAAUGGUAAUAAUAAGUUUGUAGGAAUGGGAAAUUGGCAAACAAUACAAAGUUCUAAAUAUAGUAAGGAGAAUGCAAAUCACAAUCUUCUGUAUAGUGUUGAAACAGUUAGUGGAAAAUUUAAUGAGAAUCAGAAUGUUCAUGUUGCAUCAAAGUUCAAUCAGACAUAUGGCUCAGAGAAAGUAAUCAGCUUACAGGCCAUUAAAAACAAACCUGCAAGGAAUGUUUCUUCUUACAAUGCUAAACUUCACAAGUUGUAUAAAAAAUUAAAUGGUAAAUCUGAUGAACCUGGGAGAUUAUAUGCUAAGCAUAAUGCUGCUUCAGCUGAUAAGAAUCUUAUCAAUUCAGAACUGCAAUACAAUGAUUAUGAUGUACAUUGGAAAAAUGAAGACAUUGUUUCUAAAGUUUCUAAAAAGAAACACAAGACUCUAAAAAUGUAUGAUGCUCAGCAGUAUGACAACUCACUUUCAACAGGAAAGAAACCUCGUGACACAUUUGCAGAAUCUCUUUUGUAUGUGAACAGGUUGUACAAUCAGGAGUUUGGUUUUGAACCUCGUAAGGUUCCAGCGCACAUGCCACAUCUCAUUGACAUUGAUAUUAUGGAACAACUUCAGGCAAGAUUCAGUCAACAGUUGCAGCUCACUUCAUCCCACAAAGUACGUAAUGCACAUGAUAUGCAGUUUGCAUUCUCAUACUUCUAUUUCCUGAUGAGCAGUAAAGUGAUCCUUCCACUGUCAGAUAUUUUUGAUAUCUUUGACACUGAUCACUCUGGAACAUGGUCAGAUCGAGAGAUUAGGACAUUACUGACUCGUUUAUACGAUUUGCCACUGAGAUAUGCAGGAGUGGUGAAGUUUGAGAAUGAUAUUAUCAACUGUUCUAAGGAGCUGUCAGAAGAGUUGUCAAGUAUAAAUAUUUCUACUCCACCGUAUGAACGCUAUCUGGACUCAAAACUGCCAGUUGUUAGCAAAACUCUUAUCUCCAACUGCAAACCUGUGGCAGAUAUACUCAUGAAAAAAUUUGGAAACAAGAAGAUGUACCAGUAUCAACUUCAACGUGAUAAACACCAAGAUGUAAGCUUCAAGAUGCUGAACUCCAACAUAAGCCAGUUGGUAUCUCACCUAGAUGAUAUUCGUCGAGAUCCAAAAAAAUUUAUCUGUCUGAAUGACAACCUAGACCCAAAGCGAGAGGAAGAUAAUGCUGUGGCUCGAGCUAUUCUACAGGAUAUGUAUGAGUCACUGUUUCCGAAACCUUCUUCUUUUGAACUUCCACCAGAAUUUCGUAAUCGCUUCUUGCAUAUUACAGAAUUGCAAGCAUGGCGAGCCAACAGAAAUACUAUCCGAACAGUUGUAUACAUUGGUCUAGCCAUUCUUAUCACAUUUACAUUAAUCAACUUCUUUCAUGUGGAGUUCCGCUGGUUGCAGCGAAAGUUAUGCCAACGGACGAGACAACAGUAUCAUGGAGAUGCACCGAUGUUUUCAUGUGUCUGAUGCUUUGAAAACAAUCCCAAAGCAUUCUAAUUUAAGGUGUACUAAAUAAUAUAUGUUUUAGUUAUUGCAUAAUGCAGAGUUCCUAAGUUUCCUGAGCAUUGGGUAUCCAGUAGAGUUGAAAUUUUAUUGGAAGAUACACAUUUAUAUCAUGAAACUCCUGUCGUUUGGUUGCUUCCUGAUCUGAAUGUUUAGAAAAGCUCCUGUGUUAAUUAUCAUUUGUGGUCUUAGCACUCAGAAAUUAUUCUUGUUUACAUAAUGACUCCUAGUUACUAUGUUGGAGCAUUAACUAACUUCUGUAUGCAAGUCGUAGAGUGAAUGGAAUCGGGGUUCUUUUACAUAAUAACUGCAUUUCUCAAGUUGUCUUAAUAAAAUGUAAUUUAAAAUAAUUUUCUCCUCAAAUAAUGGAAAUGCCUGAGUAGGGUUGGGAGAAUUAAUCUAUUCUCUGGUGAAAAGUAAACAUGGUAGAAAGCUGUGCAUUAGCUAGUCAGGAUUCAGCUGCUGUCAACAUUUGAAAAUUGAUGUCAUAUGUACUGUGUGAGCAAUAUGAAGAAUGUAUACAAGUGAUAAAUUUAAAAAAGAUUAAGACAAAGACCACCCAUUUUUAGGUUCAGUCUCAACCAAAUUGGCACAAUAGCUUCUUGUUUUAUGAACAUUCAGUACAUGUUAAUACAUUUGAAAAAUCAAUAUUUCAUUUUUAAUAUCUGUGAUAGAUAUUUUUUAAAACAUAAUUAUGCCAAGCCAUGUGUAUAUUUCUUACCCUACCCACCUUCCUACACAGCCAAUUGCCACUUUUGUGAUUGAUUGUUUAAUCUGUACAGUUGGUGGAGUGCUUGCCAUUUUGUGAGUUCCAUCUCAUAAUAUCUUGCUAUCCUUUGUGCUGUCAUUAACAUUACCUGCUACUGCUCUUCCUUUAUGUUUUCUGUUUUAAAAGGUCUGCUUAUUUAAAAUUACUUACUUAUUAUUGCAAUAAAUAUUUUCAUGCAUACUGUACUGUACUGUACUGUGUACAUGUAUACUUAAUAUUUAACUUCUUUACUAUUACUCAUGCAGUGAGUAACUUAAGGCUACUUUUUUAGUUACACCCCAUUUUUUCCUUCUAAAAUUUCUGUUGCUGUGUCAUAUAUUUAUUAGUGGGAGUGAAAAUUUCUUAACAUGUAUUCUGGAUACCUGUUUGUAAGUUGUUGCAGAAAACUUUGCUGCUGGAGAAACUUGACUUCCUUACUGUUACAGUUUACAUACCCAUAAAGUUGAUGUUUAUUUUUCAUGAAUAAACAUUAAGUUUCACAAAAUGUAUGGUUAUAAAUUGAUUCUCAGUGUUGAUAUAGCUAUACUGAUUAAGCAGUGUUUAGCAUCAGACUUAACCACUGUCAUUGAAAGAAUAGAACUAUGUUUAAAUUGAAAUGUCUAAAAAAUUAUAAAAAUAGUCUCACAUUCCUAUAACGUACCAUGAAUGCAACAAAAAUUAAAAAUAAGUAGGUGCUCUGUUGUCUAGAAUGCCAUUGACAUUUUUCUGUUCUACACACAUGCUUCUCUUUUCACUUGUUCUUAAUCAAUCAGAUUGAUGCAGACAGAUUUCACACUUCAAAGUGCGUGCUUCCUUUAAUUUUGGUGAUAAAAUUAACUAGCCACCUAAGGACUAAAGUCUGCAUAUGUUGCCCCUCUGUUCAUCUGCAGAGAAUAAUAUGAAUCCAUUCCCUGUGAUAGUGGAUAAUAUAGUACUUUUUCCAGUCAGAUGACUAAGCCUACAUUGUUUUAAUACUCAGUAAUGUUGUGAAUUGUCUCUAAUAAGAAGAUAGCUACUCUAGUUGUUGGCAAAUGAUUGCAUGACAUAGAUGUAAUAUAGUGUUUGUGAUUGAUAAUCAGUAAGCAAUGAUACCAGUGCCAUAUAAGCUUAACAAAUGUACAUUUUAAUUAUAUGAAAUAAUGACUAUUUUUAGAGUGAAAA
This is a messenger RNA of Zootermopsis nevadensis, 5623 nucleotides long. RefSeq names its product N-acetylglucosamine-1-phosphate transferase subunits alpha and beta (gene Gnptab). NCBI's taxonomy places the organism in Eukaryota, Metazoa, Arthropoda, Insecta, Blattodea, Termopsidae. The record is from RefSeq and is a predicted model, not a curated record. Gene Ontology annotation, cellular component: Golgi apparatus. Gene Ontology annotation, biological process: carbohydrate phosphorylation; N-glycan processing to lysosome. Gene Ontology annotation, molecular function: UDP-N-acetylglucosamine-lysosomal-enzyme N-acetylglucosaminephosphotransferase activity.